Molecule: messenger RNA, 2261 nt
Organism: Drosophila navojoa
Lineage: Eukaryota; Metazoa; Arthropoda; Insecta; Diptera; Drosophilidae
Product: lachesin
Biological process (GO): synapse organization; homophilic cell-cell adhesion
Cellular component (GO): neuronal cell body; axon; plasma membrane
Molecular function (GO): axon guidance receptor activity; protein binding
Source: RefSeq, a predicted model, not a curated record
CUAUAAAUUUUGCAAAACGGGCAACAGGAAAAUGCAUUGCUGCAGAACAAGCAAUUAAAACAGUGAACGCCCAAGCUCAGACAGAGACGGAAGCUGAGAAGAAGGUGCAGCAAAGAUACAUACAGAGAGUGUGUGUAAGAGAGAGAGAGAGGGAGAGCAAGUGCACUGGGCAAGUGUCGACUGCUUGGACCUGUCCCUGAACGCUGUGUGCUAAAAACCUAUUUUGAAUAAUUAAAAUUGUGUAAGUGUUGCUGCUGCUGUUGCAGCAGUUGCAACUUUUGCAACAACAACAACAACAACAACAAUAACAACAACAAUGAUAUAAUUAAUUCAAUGCACCUGAAUACGGCAGCUUACAAACGAAACUCUUUCAAAUCCAAUUGAGUGCAACAGCCGCAAGAGCAACAACCAACAACCACAAGCAGUGAAACAGUAGAAGCAGAACAACAACAACAACAGCAACAACAACAACAACAUUAACAGCAACAACAACUUGAGACAGCUUUAAAAUGGCCGCAAUUAGCCAAUGCAAAGACAAGCGAAGACACAUCCGCAACAGGACACAUCUGGCUGAGGUCCUGCGCCGCACUCUGCCCAUUGGCAUCAUCGUCGCCCUGCUGCUCACACAGCACUGGGAGAGCGCCAGCGCCCAGGGUCUGAUGGCCAAGCACGAGCCGAUGUUCAUAUCACGUUCCGAGACAUUCAAAUUCAUAGCCGGAGAUAUAAUAGUUUUGCCCUGUGAGGUGGCCAAUACGGAGCCGUAUGUGGUUGCCUGGAAGCGUGGCAUUGCCAUCCUGACGGCUGGCUCCGUUAAAGUGACGCCCGAUCCGCGCGUUCGCCUCGUCAGCGGCUUCAAUCUCCAGAUCCGCGACGCCGUGCCACAGGACGCCGGCGAUUACAUUUGCCAAAUUGCAACGAUGGAGCCACGCGAAAUUACGCACACCGUCGAGAUAUUGGUGCCACCGAGGAUUCAUCACAUUAGCACCGGCGGACAUUUGCAAGUCAAAAAAGGUUCAUCAGUGCGCAUUGAGUGCUCGGCCUCUGGUAAUCCAACGCCAAAUGUGACUUGGAGCCGCAAGAAUAAUAUUUUGCCCAAUGGCGAGGAGAAGCUCCACUCGCACGUCCUGUCCAUCGAGAAUGUGGAUCGUCAUAAGGGCGGCGUCUACAUAUGCACCGCAAACAAUGGCGUUGGCCAGCCCGCAUCCAGCCAGGUCGUUCUGCACGUCCUUUAUCCGCCUGAAAUCUCCGUGGAGCGCCCCGUUGUCUUCUCGGGCGAGGGGCACGAGGCGAUGCUGGUCUGCAUCGUGCAUGGCGAAACACAGCCUGAGGUAAUUUGGUUCAAAGACACCAUGCAAUUGGACACCACCGAGCGGCACAUCAUGGAGAAUCGCGGCUCACGUCACACGCUGAUUAUACGCAAAGUGCAUCCGCAGGACUUUGGCAACUAUUCCUGCGUGGCCGAGAAUCAGCUUGGCAAGUCACGCAAAACUCUGCAGCUGAGCGGAAAACCGAAUGUUGCCGUUUUUAAUUCACCGGCAAUCAGUCAGUACAAGGACAGAUACAACAUCUCAUGGACAGUCGACUCGCACACACCCAUCGAGGAGUACAAGUUGUCCUUCCGCAAGCUGCCACAAGGACAUGAGGUCGUUGACAAUGCCAUUGACUCGCAAUCCUCAUCGUCAUCGUCCUCGUCCUCCUCCUCCUCCUUGUCCUCGUCUUACGGCAGCAGCAGCCACAAUCAUCGCAUCGCCAACAACUUGGCCAACUACGGCGGCUAUGGCAAUCUGAUGCGCUGGGGCCACAACGAUUGGCGCGAUGUGGUGCUGCCCGCCUUCCCCCUGUCGCACCACUACUCCCAGGGCAUGAGCUACAUGGUGCGCGGCCUGGAUCCCGAUCAGCAGUACGAGGCCACAGUGCAGUCCCGGAAUCGCUAUGGCUGGAGCGACUUGACCAACAGCUUCUUCUUCUCCACAUCAUCGAAUGAUGUUCUUGUCGAUUUGUCCACAUUCUUAAAUCACGGUCAGUCAGAUAACGAGAUGCGAGAUCUGAGCGUGACCUUCUAUGGCAGCGGAGCGGUGAAUCGGCAGCAACUGAGUCUGGUCACACUGAGCGGCGUUACGCUUAUGCUGAAACUGAUUCUCGCCUAGAUCUGAGCGGAGCAAUUGGCUCGCACUCUUUGGAUUUAAGUAACGAAUUUCACCGCCAAUAGCAUUACUGAAAUGGAACGGGUUCACUUCAUUUGUUUGGCAGGCAUGAAAGUG